AUGUUCUCGCGCAUACGCCCUACAGUGGGCCGAGCGCCCGGAGUCUCUCGAGUGCACCUUAGCGUCAUUCAAUUCGGGUAUAGAACGUCCAAGAAAGCCUUUCAUACCGAUGGCAGGACUCGGAUAUCGAAUUUUUGGAUUCCGACGGGAGGUAUCACGAAGAAGCCAGUGGAGGGUGAAAGAGAGGACACAAAUGACCUCCUAGUGAGGGGUGGCUUCUUGCGACAGGCGUACGCGGGAAUUUUUCACAUGCUGCCAUUGGGGUUGCGCGUGCAGGAUAAGCUUGAGAGACUCAUAGAUAAGCACAUGCAGUCAGUCGGCGCAUCUAAGGUGUCACUCUCGUCGAUAUCAUCCCAAGAGCUCUGGGAGCAAUCGGGACGCCUCAAAGAGGGGUCGGAUGUCUUCCGUUUCCUUGACCGCAAAGAAGCACGCUUCAUCCUCGCGCCCACUCAUGAAGAGGAGAUUACGACUCUUGUCGGGAGUCUUACCAAGUCGUACCGAGAUCUGCCCGUGCGCGUGUACCAGAUUUCGAGAAAAUACAGAGAUGAGCAGAGACCCCGGCAGGGUCUUCUUCGCGGUCGAGAAUUCAUCAUGAAAGACAUGUACACGUUCGACUACAGUCCCGAGACCGCUCUCCAGACUUACGUGGCUGUCAAAGGCGCCUACACACGGCUUUUCGACGAGCUCAAAAUCCCCUACCUGGUCGCUGCUGCGGACUCGGGUAAUAUGGGCGGGAGCCUGAGCCACGAGUUCCACUUCCCCAGUGCGAAGGGUGAAGACACAGUCAUCAGCUGCACCAGUUGCGACAAUGUGUACAACGAGGAGCUCGCGGACGGAAAGGCUCACGCUGGCGUGGACGAACAGCCUCAGACUCAUCAGAGACCUGGCUUCGACACCGGUGAGAACUCCGGUGAGGCCACGCCCGCCGUCUCAGUCGGUCUGUGGAUGUCCAUCUCCAAAGACAAGAACACGCUGCUGCGGUGCUGGUUUCCGCAGUACACCAUCCAAGAAAGCCCUGUGGAGAGAGAGGUGAACUCCCACGCCGUCAAGUCCAUCGCCGACGCCGCUGGGAUGGAAAUCGAUGUCAGCGUCGAGAACCCGCUCCAGCAAUGGGCAACGCACGUCAAGCUCCACAAGGCUUCCGCUCAGCGCCCGCGGAUCGUGGAUCUGUAUGACUCGCGCGUGCGCGCAUACAAGCGCCCCCCGCUUACCGACACAUUGGAGGAGGUCGGCUGCACAGCGGAGGACGUGGAUUUCUCGAAGCUGGAUCGCUUCCCAGGCACGAACAGCCAUCUGAACUUGGUGCGGGUCCACGAGGGCGAUCGAUGCUCCAAAUGCGGCGAGGGUCUGGCACAGACGCACAAGGCAGUCGAGCUCGGUCACACAUUCCAUCUAGGCACCCGCUACAGCGAUGUCCUAAAGGCCACCGUGAUGGUCGACCAAUCUGCUAUGCCCAAGAACAAAGACAGCAACAAAUCCGGCCCCCAGACCGUACCCAUGGAGAUGGGCUGCCACGGAAUCGGCGUUUCGCGCAUGAUCACUGCGGUAGCGGACAGCCUGGCGGACGGCAAGGGACUGAACUGGCCUCGCGUCAUCGCGCCGUACGAAGUUAUCAUCGUGCCGGGCAAGGGGCUCGAGGCGGAAGCGGAGAAGGUCUACGACGCACUGACCGUGGCGCCUACUUCUGCCUUGGAUGUGAUUCUGGAUGAUCGCGACAAGCAAAUGGGCUGGAAGCUCGGCGAUGCGGACCUGAUCGGAUACCCGGUCAUCAUUGUGGUUGGUAAGGGAUGGAAGAAACAGCAAACCUUGGAGGUACAAUGCCGUCGGCUGAGCGUGCGUGAGGAUGUCACACUUGAGGCUCUUCCGGCGUUUGUGCAAUCUCUGCUGCAGCGAUUGUAA
This is a messenger RNA of Aspergillus fijiensis CBS 313.89, 1899 nucleotides long. Its product is annotated as putative proline--tRNA ligase AIM10. Gene Ontology annotation, biological process: prolyl-tRNA aminoacylation. Gene Ontology annotation, molecular function: proline-tRNA ligase activity; ATP binding. The coding region runs from base 1 to 1899 and encodes 632 amino acids. Lineage: Eukaryota; Fungi; Ascomycota; Eurotiomycetes; Eurotiales; Aspergillaceae. The record is from RefSeq and is a predicted model, not a curated record. The transcript has 7 exons. Gene Ontology annotation, cellular component: cytoplasm; mitochondrion.